CCGCAAGCAGAAGUUCAUAUCACAACAUGGCGGACGAAAAUCUCAAGGGGGAUUCCACAGAAAAUUCGACGGGAUCUGAGAAUCCUGACAAUCAAGAGUACUACGAAUGCGUUAGAAAACUCUUGAGGCCUGUGGAAAAUAGAUGGCAGUAUAUUCAGAGUGUUCUUUUGUGGCAAAAACCAUCGCACUCGUUGAGCUAUUUCAUUGCGAUGACAAUUCUUGUCGGGAUAAUGGCAAGUGGGAAAUUCCGUCUGGUACUGCUGCUUAUAAUAUUAAUGGCGUCAUCACUUUUGAUGGAAGAUAUCAGAUGUAAGGUGUGGCAAUGUGUACAAGGUAGAUUUGAUGCUCUUACUGAUGAAGACAGUCGUCAAAUCACGCUAUCUUUCCCUCGUCUUUGUGAAAGACUCGCUGCGAUUUGGAGUUGCUUCGCUGCUUGGCGUGAAAAAUUGAACAAAUUAAAGGCUGAAAGCACAUACAAGUACUAUGCCGUUCUUUUUGGACUUUUAUUGGUAGUGGUGUUUGCUUACCAGUACUUGCCCCUGCUACCAAUAUUUUAUAUGCAAGCUUGUGCACUGUACUUUUGGCCCAUCAUUAAGUACAAUGGAAUACACAUAAUAAUCAAAAAGGCAGUGGAGCCAUUUUACCGACCAUUUGUAGUCCAAUGGCAAAAUACCAGGACAAAGCGAACAAGAGAUGCUGUAACAACAGGAACUAAAGGAGAAAUGCCAGCUGACAGUGAUGAUGAGUUUGCGAAGGAUUUCAGUCCUGUUGCUGAUGAUACAGUGGUCAAUGAAGAUAAAUUUGUCCCUUCACAAGAUGAAGAUUUCAGGGAAUCAGAACCUUCUUCCUCAGCACCACCUGUGGAGGUUAAACUCCUGGAAGGAUUUAUUACAUCAGUUGUAACUCAAGGCCUGAGUUCUAUUACAAGCAGAAAAGACAGCCUGGAAACACAAGAAAUUUCUGCACAAGAUACUCCAGAAUCUGAAGUUGGAAGCCAAAGCUUAAACAGCUCUACUGUGUUUGUUGAUAAUCUACAAUUUUCAUCAAUAAGUCAGUUUGGGGAUACUUUAGAGUUGGAGGAAGGUCAGUUAAUGAGGGGACUAGAAUUUCCAGACAUUGAAAGAGACUCAGAAUCUGACACUGAAGCUGUUCAACCAGCUGGGAAAUCACAGGUGGACAGUGAGCCAACACAUUCAAAACAAAUGGAAGAGGCAAAGGAUUCUAAAGAACAAGUUAACCAACAGAUAUCAGAAACACUUGAGAGCACCAUGAAAGAGAGUAUAUCUUCAGAUGUGUCGGAUUAUGAGAUGUUGGACCCAUCAGAAGCUGAAGGCAUGAUUCCAACUGAUCAAACAGACAGUGGCAAUUCCAGUCGACUGGGAUCUGCGACUGACUAUGUUGGAAAGUGGUUGGGGUAUUGAUAUGAUGUGUCAUUUCAAAAUAUUCUGUACUUGAAAGAUUUCUUGAGGCUGUGUAAUUUUUAAAUUCUGUCAAGUUAGUAUGCAUUUUAUGCUUCCUAUGGAGUCUGUAGCUGUUUGAUCUUUUUGUCAGUUGUGAAACAGAUUAAACAAAGAUGAGAGCAUGGGCAACUUCCUUUGUGCAUGAAAAUCUCAAUGGCAAUAUGACUCAUCUUACCAGAUUAUACUUUCAGAAUUUGGGCUUGGCUGUCUCCAUUGCCUGUGGGGUGCUGUAGCUGGAAAUAGCCAAUUUUUGCCAUGUGGCAUUCAUGUUUAUAAGUUGUAUGAUGCAUUUUCUUUUCUUGUAAGAUUUUUCUAGAAAACUUUUUUCUACACCUGAGAGCUCAGAAAAGCACAAUCUCUCAUGGGAAUGUAAUGGUUAAAAAGCUAUAAUACCUUGUCUUUGCAGUUUUUAUUAGGAAAUGAAGAUACCUGUAGAAAUGCUAUGCAAAGUUUUAGCCCUUGUCGUAGUUUUUAGAAAAAUCUUAAUUUGAAGUUUUUGGAGUUUGGAGUGUACUGCAUAUUUUUUUUCCAUUUGAGAAUUGAGCUUACCAAAAUUUAGGUGUGACAGGCUUGUGAAUCAGCCCAUGUUUGAGAGAAGUGCCUUUGCAGUCCACCAGAGACUGGAGUGAAGAGGAACUUGAGAGGGUGAUGAAGUUAAGCCUACUGAAAUGACAAAAUAAUAGCAUAUUCGACAUGAAAUUUGAUAGACAGUCAGUUAAGUUUUAUUCAAUUAUUAGUGAUUGCAAAUGCUUCUUAGUAUUAAUUUUUAUUGGGGUAAUCAAUGGCAAGUUUGGAAAUUUGAGUGAUCCAAUAGCCUUUGGUGCCACUUUGUUUGGUUUAGAACAGAAAUUGCUUAGGCUGUAUUUGUUGUGAAGGUCUUUUCUUUAAAGAAAGCAAGACUUAAAAGGAAAGCUUUCUAGAAACUAUAGCUCUAACAGGUAUUAUUUAUUUAAUAUACCAGCCAUCACGCAUAAUGUAACACUUGGUCUGGAACCAAUUGGGUGUUGUUCAAUUUUAGGGGAUAAAAGGAAGUUUCCUUGUUUUGCUUGUAAAUUAAAUUAAUUUUAUCACUUGUGUAGUCAUAACACCUAAGGAAUGAGGUUUUUAUUAAUAUAAUGUUCUAUAAAUAUGCGUGUGAGAUAAUAAAUGGCAGUAUCAGCUUAUUAGAUAGUGACACAAUAAAAGCUGGUCUUUGAAGUUAAGUUUUCAGUUUCAUGAAAAUUGAAAUGUCAGUUUUUGACAGGAAGCCUUUGCUUUUAAUAAAAAAUAGCAUGUAUGUAGGCCAUCAUAGGAGUGGCAGAGCAUGCGUGUCUCUGCACACUGGAAGAUUUUUGACAAGGUGGGGAGAGGUUUGCUUUAGGUCUGGCACUAAUAAUGAGUCACUUGAGGCCCCUUGCAGACCUAUUGGUAUUGACUAAGAGCAAGAUCUAGGCACUGGUUAGUAUCCAGCCAACUUGACUGAACAAGCCUAGUUAAUACAGGAGUUUUGUUUUAAAAUACAUGACAAGAUUGAAAUGAUGGUGCCAAUUGCGAAUGAAUCCAUUUCGCUCAUUCUUGACUGAUGUCAGAAUGUGUUUUGCAACUUCCAACUAUUGUAAAUAGCAUACAUUGUUCUUUUUUUGAAACCCAUCAUAAUUUUAAAUUAUACUUGUAGAUUCCAGAGAUGUCUACAUCCUUGAAGAGACAGAGAGCAAAUAAUCAGGCAAGGGGAAGGGAAAACAAACUCUACCUUCCAGCUGAAGCUGCUGAGUUUCCUCCCUCUUACUUGCCUAUUUGCCCAUAGGUGUCUGAGGAUCAGGUGUCCCUGACAACUAGCAGAGUCAACCAUGUGUUUAUACCAACUGUUUAAACUUUGCAAGAAUUUAAACCAAAGCUGUGUUGUUUGAAAGGGGGUUAAUGUUAAUCUAGGAUUAAAAGUUAGCUUUAAUUUCUCAAGUAGAGAAGUGUGUAUUAAGAGCUCAGGUUUUGUUGGGGUUUAUCUCGAUAUGACUUGCAACUAAAAGGAGAAAAUAAAAAA
Pocillopora damicornis (cauliflower coral) is the source of this 3477-nucleotide messenger RNA. RefSeq lists its product as uncharacterized. Gene Ontology annotation, biological process: reticulophagy. Lineage: Eukaryota; Metazoa; Cnidaria; Anthozoa; Scleractinia; Pocilloporidae. The record is from RefSeq and is a predicted model, not a curated record.